AUGGCAGCUCCAACUUCUGAGGCACCACCAGCAUAUGCGCGAACGGUCUAUGACGAAACUCAUCGCGGUGUGUGGCACAUGGAACCAUCCAUCCAGAGCAUGGCCAAUAGCGUCAACCUCAUCGGAUAUCUCGACCAUCACUCACCUGAUACAGAUGGUUCCUUUGGUAUCUGCCUGGCAGGUGGAGUCGGGAAUGUUGUGAGCCAGGAAUUAAUCGACUCAAUCCCAGCUGCGCAUCGUCCAGUCGUGAAGACCGAUGAUGCAGGCCAGACCAUCCCUUAUAUAAUGGGUCAACCUUUCAAGGCGAUUGGAACGACAUUCUUCCCAAUCGUUCUGACCAACGCACAGACGCAAGAGCAUAUUCGACUUGUCCUGCAUGCUUUCAUGGUUCCAAAAUUGUUGAUGGGCAUGUUUAUCGGAAAAGGGACAGCAACGUUUCUCAAGAUUGAAGCAUGGUCAGGAGGGAGGCCUCGGUUUACCUUUGAUUUUAGCGGUGGCCUUGGAGAGAUCGAAGUCCAAGGAGUCUAA
This is a messenger RNA of Laccaria bicolor S238N-H82, 528 nucleotides long. RefSeq lists its product as uncharacterized. The record is from RefSeq and is a predicted model, not a curated record. Lineage: Eukaryota; Fungi; Basidiomycota; Agaricomycetes; Agaricales; Hydnangiaceae. The transcript has 2 exons. Bases 1 to 528 code for a protein of 175 amino acids.